Messenger RNA from Diatraea saccharalis (sugarcane borer), 4951 nucleotides. Lineage: Eukaryota; Metazoa; Arthropoda; Insecta; Lepidoptera; Crambidae. The record is from the annotation of a GenBank genome assembly.
GCUCUCAUCCCUAUGUCAAACAUGGCGUCCUACUGACAGGGACGCGUAGAAUUUUUGUUUCUCCAAUUUGACUAAAAUAUACCACAAUAAUAAUAACUAAGCAUAGAUACAACAGUCCGGGUUGGACUUGUUAUGGCAACACAAAACAGUUACAAACAAAACUCAUCAAUGUCGAUGCCAAGUCCUCAGAACAAUCCGCGUUUGUAUUAUUUUUUCAUAAUAUUAUAAAUAGUCUAGAAUUUAGAGUAGUAGUGUUUUGUAAAGUAUAUGAUUGAUAUAGAACAUAGAGCUUGGAACCUCUAUGAUAAAAAUAUUUACUGUAAAAAGAAUAAAUAGAAUUCAUGCAUCAAUUAAAGUAUAGUGUUGUGAUUGUUGUUUAGAAUGUUAGAUACUAACUUACUAAAAUGCAAUAAUGCCAAGUAUAUGCCAUUGCAAGCUUAGCAGGGCUGAUUUCUUGGUAAUGCUGGUAUCUAACUGCGUUCAAUCUUCAGCAUGAUUCCAACUAUGCGCUUUUUCAAAAGUUUUGUAGUAUAAUGAUCUUUUGUUUCCAUUGAUUUCAAAUUUCCUUGCAUUUAUACUUACAUUGUUCUCUUAUGUUGGUUUUGUUUCAUGUUUUGUUAUGUUGAAACAGACUACAUGAUUGCGGGGCCCCCAAUGAGUUUCGGUAUGAUGAAAGGUAAUACAAAUGUCUGAUUAUAUUACUUUUUGUUUUCAAAAUUGUUCUCACCCGCUCAUCUGUUGUGGAUCUAGGUAUUCUGUGGGGAUAUAUAUUAUUAUGUUACAGCACAAAUUUUUACUCGUUUCCACAUCACAAGCCAUAUAUUUUUUACUUUGCCAUUUUUUUAUUUCUAUACUUUACUCUUUUAUUUUCUUUAACUAUGCUAUUUUGAGCCUACUAAAUUAUUUUACGCUGAUACUUACCGCUCGCUGUACUAAAUUUCUUUUUAACAUUUACAUAAAAUUAUAUUAGUUGCAUAUUUGUUUAUCUUUUGUUUGCCCUCGCCCGUAUCCUGUCCUAUCCCUUAUGCUUUUGUUUUUUCUUUCAUUGUAUUGCCGCCCCGCUGCUUGGCUUGAAGGCGGUAUGAAUGCACCGCCGCCGCACCAUAACCAAUACCACUACCACCCGCAAUACCAGGGUGGUCAGAUGGGCCACCCAGGUGGGUACGGAGGGUGGCCACAGAGCCAACCGCAACAGCCACGUUUCGGUGCAGAGAGCGCGCGGCGCACCGCCACAGGUGGCUCCGGCGGAGGCCAGUCGGCCCAGUCUGGGAAGGAUGAUAAAACAAGCCCGUUUGUGUCUACCUUACACUCGCAUCCUGGAUUCCAACCGCAGAAGAUUGGCAAAGGCGCUGGUGCAGGCGCCGGCCUACCAAAACCACCGAAGCCACCAGAAAAACCUUUAAUGCCAUACAUGAGAUACUCCCGCCGAGUGUGGGACAGUGUGAAGGCUGCACAUCCUUACAUGAAACUCUGGGAGAUAGGUAGAAUCAUCGGUGGCAUGUGGAGGGACUUGCCCGAAUCAGAGAAAGCUGGAUUUGUUGACGAAUAUGAAGCAGAGAAGUCGGAGUACGAAAAGAGCUUGAAGGCGUACCAUAAUUCGCCUGCCUACUUGGCGUAUGUGGCGGCGAAAAAUAAGGCAGUAGUAGGUAACUUGGAAGAGGAGAGCUCUGGCAAGAAGGGAAGCUCACAGAAGGAGCAACAGCAACAAGACAGGAGGAUCGAUAUACAACCAGCUGAAGAUGAAGAAGAUCAAGACGAGGGUUUAUCAGUGAAACACGUUUCGUACGCUCGGUACUUGCGCAACCAUCGUCUCAUCAACGAGAUAUUCUCGGACACGGUCGUGCCGGACGUACGGUCCGUCGUUACCACCGCACGGAUGCAAAUCCUUAAGAAACAAGUGCACUCUCUAACUAUGCACCAGAAAAAACUAGAAGAUGAACUGCAACAAAUUGAAGAGAAAUUCGAAGCCAAGAAACGGAAGUUCAUUGAGAGCAGUGAAGCAUUCCAGGAGGAAUUAAAGAAGCAUUGCAAACCGGCUGUAGACGACGACACCUUCCAGCGAAUGGUGGAACGCGCUCUAGAACAAAUGAGACGCGGCAUCAACCCCGCCACGCAGCCGUUGUCGCUCAAUGUCGCUGAGAGGAAGGACGAGCCAAUGGAAACUGAACAGGUUCAGAUAAAAAGCGAGACGAAUGGUCCUAACCCACCAACACAAGUGGACAAAGUAUCCACCACCGAUGUGAAACCAGACGGAAGCGUCACAACUGAACUGAACAAGACAGAUGACAAUAAGAAAGAGCAAGAGAACCCUGAAGAAGGUGAACGCAAGGAGGAAAACAGGAUAGAGAAGGUGGAGAACAAGGAGCCGGCCGCACCUCAUCCACCGGUACAACACGUUGCAUCACCACCACAUCACCCUAUGAUGAUGCCUCCGAAUCCUAAUGCUCCUCCGGCACAUCCAGGACCACCGCACGCCGGUCCACCGCCGCCGCCAGGUGGUUACGGCGGAGCGUACGGUGGCCGGUACUACGGGGGUUAUCAGGCCGGGUUCCCGCCCUCCUACCCGCCGCACUACUACCCCGGCGGGCCCGCCCCCGGCCCCGACCACUACCACCACGCGCCCCAGCACAUGCCCCCCGGCUCGAACGCCCCCGCCGCCCCACCGUCACACCACGACCCCAAACCGGAUGAGCCACCUGCUAAAAAGGAAUCUGAAUGAUUAUCGCCGAAACGCGUCGUCAAACGACGGCGCAAGUCCUCGUCGAAGGACGCCCAAUGAGCGCGUCCGCGUUUUAACCGUCUGCUCUUAUAAGACAUAUUUUUCCAUAUGAAGUGCUACUACGGACAUCAUACAUUUUUAAGUGAAAAUGGUCUGCAUGUGUGUUCUGCAAUAAGGAUGAUGCCCAGGUAAAAAAAAAACUAUUUAGUCCAUCAGUCUGAUCACAGAAAAAUAUUAGAUAUGUAUUAUUUUUACUAAGUUCAACAAGAAACAGCUUAUACAGAGUACAAAUAGUAAGUUCUAAAUUUAAUAACAUUCACAUGCACCUUGAUAGGCAUGUCAAUAUAGAAAGAUAGAUAGGUCAGAUUUAUUUGGGAGCUAGCUACGUCCGUUUUGUAGAAAAUGUACAAAGCGUUAUGUGACAUUUCAACUCAAUGUUUCACCGUAAUUUAAUAUUUACGAAAAAAAAUACCUACUUGUUUAAUAUUUUUCUACAAUCAACCUAAUGGACAAACAAAAAAAAAUUUUGUCUUCAUCCCUAUUGCAGAGUUUAAGAUGCAUUUUCAAAAGCUGGUCAUCGGAUGAGUGACAAAAAAUUUAAUAUCCUCUUUAAAACUGUUAGUUACGGGCCGUUCUUGCCUCUCUUCCGCGAGGAAGGCCUGUGAGGCAUAGGCUGAUGAUGAUGUUAGAAGUAUAUUUGUUAAAAUCAAUAAAUAUUGUUAGUGAUAGAUAUAUGUAGUGGGCUUCUUUUAUAGAUUAUAAUUAUAGAUAGCAUUAAUAUUAGUCUAGGGAAUAAUAAUGGCACUUGGUGAAUGUUCUCUUGCGCAUAACAUUUUCCACUUCAGACAAUCAAUGAAGGUACUAUUAAAAUUUCAAUAAUCAUAAUGUGUAUAAAACAAUGCAUUAAGUUUCUAUCUCGCUCAUACUCGGCGAGGGUCAGCUUGGAUCUUUGUGAUACUUUAAUAUUUUUUUUUACAUUCAGUAAUUUAGUAUUCUGCGCAAGUACUUCAAUGAGCCACAAGUUUUAUUUUACUGUAAUGAUAUUGUUAAUUUGGCACCUCUUCUCAUUCUAACUGGUCAAUCAGUCUAAAAUUUUUAAUGUGUUCUGUAAGUCCAUGUAGUUAGAAAUUGGUAAUUCGAAAUUUGGCUGAAUUUUGUAAAUAACAAUAUGUAAUAGAGUCGACAGAAUUAUAGUUGAAGCAAAGUAGUCAUUAAAAGAUAGAUAUAAGUUACAACAGCCAACCUUUUAUUAUAUUUAUUUUUAAUUAUUUAUGUCUUCACAAUAACAUAAUUUAGAAAUAAUGUGAAAUGUAUUUUAUUAACGACAAAAAGUUUUAGCAACAACAUUAACAUUUUAAUGAGAUUUGUGGUACUGGGAACACUACUUAAUACCUAGUACUGGUUAGUUAAAAAUGUGUAACUUCAAAUGGGCUAGUAACAAGGUGCCUGGCCACAGGUUGAGUAUUGCCAAGUUAGAAUGUGAAUAAACUUAAAUUAUAAAACGAGCACUAUUUUAGGUAAAUAUUUUAUUGAUACAUAAAUGACAUAAAAACUGACUAUAAAGAAUAUAUAGCAUGAAUUAUACUUGAUUUAGAUAACUAUAUUAUAAUUAAUAUCCGGUAAUAUUCUGUAAAAUAUAAGUUUUAUCUAUUUUUAUCAGUUUGUAUUCUGUUACUAUUCUUUCCAAACUGUAUUAUUAUUGGUCGACCAUUCAGUAUAGUGCCGUUGACCUCUUCAAGAGCCCGUACUGCUAGUGCUUCAUCUGAAAUGUAAAAUAAAUUAAUUAAGAAAUAUCCUUGUUUAUUUUUAUUUUAUACUAAUUUUUUUAAAUACAUAGACAAAUGCAUUAUACCUAUCUAAUAAAUACACACAUAUUAUUUUAAAUGUUUUAUCAAAAUAUAAUCCAAGACAAUUCACUCACUUUGAAAAGCUACAAAAGCUUGCCCUCUCAUGCGUCCAGACAUCAAUCUAACGUCUAUGGGACCACCAUUAUCUUGUGCAAAGCGUUUAAACAAUAACGAAAGUCUGUCUUGUGUUAAUGAUGGCGCAAUAUUCUUCAGAUACAAAACCUGUAGAGAAAAGUUGAAAUUAAAUUAUCUCUUGUUUAUUAUUAGAUUUAGUAAGUUUUGCAUUCACAAUGCCAGAUCAAUAUUUAUAAUGUAGAAAAAAUACUUCUAAUCCUGAUUUCUAAGAUGAGAUUCAUUUCUAUUAUCCUUUUUGCAGAGGAAAUCU